CUUUCUCUUUCUCUCCCCCCUUUCCCCUUCCUCCUCUCUUUGCCUCCAAAACCGCCGUGGCGCCGCCGCCGCCACCGGCUUCUUUUUCUGCUUUAACAUCACCAUUUAAACCAUUUCACCUUCACAAUUAGACUUUAUCCAUUAAAACUCAGAAUCAAAAUCUCUUUUAAUUCGUCUAACGAAUGUGGUUGCCGAGAAACGUAAAAAGUACUGUAGCCGACGGAUCUAAACGGAAACAUCACUACGCCGAUGUCUGUUUGAACUAUGCAACUUUAAGCAAUAGAGGUGACGGCGGGUGUUAAAAUAAAGAGGUGACGGACCCUAACAGAAACAAAGGUACGUGAACUUUCAGCAACGGGAUGACUACAACGUUGUGGUGGCCGACAUUAACCGAAGAGUCCCACGUGGAAAACAACUUUGCAGAGAGGUCGAUUUAGAAAUUGUGAUAGAAGAGCUGGUGAAUGGGAAUAUAUUGAAGCCAAUGAAAUUAGGAUCAUAUGGAUCUCGAUUUACGGGUGAAAAAGCCUUCAGGAAGAGACUGGAAGAAAUUUUUGAAAGCUUCUUGUCUGCUGCAUUAACAGAACUUGAGGCGAAAACAGAAGGUGAAAAAAUAAAACAAUUGUGAGUACUCAUUACACUAUCGUUGGAGAAGCCCAUUUCGACGAAAUACAGGGACACUCAAUCGGAGAUUACAAAUUAAGGGUUUCAGAAGACGAUAGCGGGAGGUUCUGCUAGGAAGCAGAUGUGAUUUUCUUUUUUCUUUUAUUUACUCAAAAGCUUUUUUUUAAAUUAUUUUUCACGAAAAAUCAACUUGGCUUUAUUCUAUUUGUUUUGUCCAUAUCAUCGCGUGUAUAGUUCACGCGUUCAGUUUUUUUUAGUAACUGAUAUUGCAGUGUUCAAUAGGAACACUUUAACCGUACAAUAGGUGUUCAAUAGGAAACAUCUGUAGUUAAAGUGUCUAGGUGAAAAUUCAAGAGAACUUGAGGUGCCUGAGUAUGUAUUUGGCCAUAUUCUUUGGUCUCCCUCAUCCUCAUAAAACCAUAGAAGCACUACCCUUUCUCACCCUUGACUGCUGCCCCAUAUCCAUUUCUCUUCCUCCUUAGAAAAUGGAACAAGUUCAACUCAUCUCUACCUGUCUAGUUGGAGCAGCAACUUCCAAGUUGUCAAGCUCAAACAAUAAUGGCAACAACACAACCAUUUCCCAGAUUGAAAUGACACCAUUGGACUUGCAAUUCCUUCUUGUUGACACUAUCCAAAAAGGUCUCCUCUUCAAAAAACCAACUCCUCAACAAGAAAACACUCUGUUCAAAUCAUUCUCCUCUCUUUCCUUAAUUGAUCACUUGAAAACAUCUCUUUCUCGCACCUUAGACUUCUUUCCUCCUCUAGCUGGCCGUUUUUCCACUACUAAAAAUGCUCAUGAUGAUACAAUUUCUUUCUUCAUCACUUGUAAUAACGCUGGAGUUGAAUUUACUCACGCUAUUGCUCCAGAAUUAACCGUGGAAGAAAUUCUUGAAUCUUGUUAUGUGCCACCUAAUGUUCAUUCCCUUUUCCCACUUAAUAAAAUGCGUAACAUCGAAUGUGUUACAAAGCCUUUACUAGGAGUUCAAGUAACAGAACUUGUUGAUGGUUAUUUUAUUGGUUGCACUAUGAGUCAUAGUGUAGGAGAUGGCACUUGCUUUUGGAAUUUCUUCAAUUCUUGGUCUGAAAUAUCCAAUGGAUCUGAGUUUAUUAGUAGAUCUCCAGUUUUAAAAAGGUGGUUUCCUCAGAAUAUAAAGCCUCCAAUUCAUCUCCCUUUGAAGCUAGAAGAUCAAGAAUUAUAUGAAUGUAUGGAGUUUCCACCAUUGAAGGAAAGGACUUUCCAUCUCAGUAAAGAAAACAUAGGGAAAUUGAAAGCAAAAGCUAACUCUGAAAUGGGUACUAAAUCUAUCUCUUCUCUUCAAGCCUUUUUGGCUCAUUUUUGGAGAUCUGUUACUCGUUGUCGUCAGCUUGAUUCCAAGGAAGAAGAAGUCACUAUCAACAUUGUCGUAGGCACAAGACGGAGGCUAAAUCCUCCUUUGGCAGAAGGGUAUUGGGGAAAUGCAGCUUAUUUCAAGCCCGUAAAAACAACAGCAGGGGAACUGUUAGAGAAAGGACUUGGCUGGGCAGCAUUGCAAAUUAACAAAAUAGUUGCUUCUCAGAACAAUGAUGAAGUGGUGAAACUAUAUAAGGAGUGGGUGGAAAAGCCUGUAUUACUUACAAAGGGUUCAUUGUUUGUGGCCAAUAGAUUGGGAAUUAGUAGUUCUCCAAAGUUUAGUGUUUAUAGUACUGAUUUUGGUUGGGGGAAACCAGUAGCAGUGAGGAGUGGGAUGGCAAAUAAAGGUGAUGGAAAAGUAACAUUAUUUCCUGGGGCAGAAGAAGGAAGUGUAGAUAUUGAAGUUUGUCUUUUACCUAAGACUUUGCUAGCAAUGGAGAAUGAUGAAGAGUUCAUGGAAGUUGUUACUGUUUAGAGAAAGAAGAUAUACCAAAUCACCCUCCUUUGAGAACUAUGAUCUUUUUUCGGUUAUGUAAUAUUUAGUUCAAUCAAACAAUAAAGGGUUCUUUGGCUGCUUUUAAUGUGAAAUUGCUACUGUGAUUUGGGUUUAUAUGCAUUACUAGUUUCUUGGA
This is a messenger RNA of Nicotiana attenuata, 2643 nucleotides long. RefSeq lists its product as uncharacterized. The transcript is spliced from 2 exons. The coding region runs from base 1107 to 2486 and encodes 459 amino acids. The record is from RefSeq and is a predicted model, not a curated record. NCBI's taxonomy places the organism in Eukaryota, Viridiplantae, Streptophyta, Magnoliopsida, Solanales, Solanaceae.